Lactuca sativa (garden lettuce) is the source of this 1166-nucleotide messenger RNA. RefSeq names its product large ribosomal subunit protein uL18. Gene Ontology annotation, biological process: translation; ribosomal large subunit assembly. The record is from RefSeq and is a predicted model, not a curated record. Lineage: Eukaryota; Viridiplantae; Streptophyta; Magnoliopsida; Asterales; Asteraceae. Gene Ontology annotation, cellular component: cytosolic large ribosomal subunit; ribosome. Gene Ontology annotation, molecular function: 5S rRNA binding; structural constituent of ribosome.
UAGGUGAAACAAUAUACAAUCCUAGCCGUCGAUCUACACUUUCUCUUAGGGUUUUUGGUAUUUGAACGCCUUCAUAUUCAAUCUUCACUCGUUGCCGCUGUAAUCUCUCUUUCCUCCCCAACACAUUCUCCCCGGAGGCAAUCAUGGUUUUUGUCAAAUCACAAAAGUCACGAUCCUACUUCAAACGGUUUCAAGUCAAGUUUAAGAGAAGGAGACAGGGUAAGACUGAUUAUCGAGCAAGAAUCCGUCUUAUUAAUCAAGACAAAAACAAGUACAACACACCAAAAUAUCGUUAUGUUGUGCGAUUCACCAACAAAGAUAUAAUUGCACAAGUUAUAUCUGCAAGCAUUGCUGGUGAUAUGAUCCUUGCAUCAGCAUAUGCUCAUGAGCUACCUCACUAUGGUCUCAAAGUAGGGCUCACAAAUUAUGCUGCAGCCUACUGCACUGGACUUUUAUUGGCUCGCCGUGUCUUGAAAAAGCUUGAAAUGGAUGAGGAGUAUGAGGGAAAUGUUGAGGCAACUGGUGAGGAUUACUCUGUUGAGCCAGCAGAAAGCAGGAGGCCUUUCAGGGCUCUUUUGGAUGUUGGGCUUCUCAGAACCACCACUGGAAACCGUGUUUUUGGUGCCCUUAAGGGAGCUUUGGAUGGUGGACUUGAUAUCCCUCACAGUGAGAAGAGGUUUGCUGGAUUUAGCAAAGAUGGUAAGCAACUUGAUGCUGAUGUUCAUCGCAAGUAUAUUUAUGGUGGACAUGUUGCUUCCUACAUGAGGACUUUAAUGGAGGAUGAGCCAGAGAAGUAUCAGACUCACUUUUCUGAUUACAUUAAAGCUGGAAUUGAUCCGGAUAACAUUGAAGAGAUAUACAAGAAAGUGCAUGCAGCUAUUCGUGCGGACCCCACACCAAAGAAAACUCAGAAGCAACCUCCUAAGGAACACAAGAGGUAUAACUUGAAGAAGUUGACAUAUGAUGAGAGGAAGCAAAAGCUUAUUGAGAGAUUGAAUGCUUUGAAUGCUGCUGCUGGAGCAAAUGAUGAUGAUGAUGAUGAGGAAGAUGAUGAGUGAAGAUGAUAAUGAGAUGUUUGGUUUUAAAAUUAUAAUUUUUGGAAAGGAGAGAGUAGUACUUUUGGUUGACUUUUAUAUGAUAAUGAUUAUCGUAUUUUUGGUUUUAAA